UGAAAAACUGUUUAUUUUGUUUCUUAUUAAAUAUAUAUUUAUUUAGUUAGUUUCCAUGUAGAUAUAAACAAGGAAAAAAUUUUAUUUUUACAUCAGCUUUUUUUUUUAUUAUUUAUUCUACGCAUCAUUGUCAGCAAAGGUCAUAACUCACUUGAUCAUUAUGACCAUGAGAUAAAUUUUUUUUAUCAAACAUUUGCGCUGUCAUUUAAUUACAAACACUUGCACAGACAACUGCAUAUAUAUGUGUUUCAGUUUUCGCAUUAGACUGAAAUGUUUAGUGCAUUAUAGACUUGCAUGUCUAAAAGAUCUGUAGCUGAAUUUUAAUAUUCGCUUCGAUAGUUUUUUUGUAAUGAUGGAUACUUGGACGUUGCUUUUGAGUUUUUUAGUUUUUAUAAUUGUGUAUAUUUAUUUUCAAUCUGGGAAAGUGAAGUAUUUUGAAAAACAUGAAAUUCCACAUAUUAAACCAUGGCCACUGUUGGGAAAUAUGGGAGCAUCAUUGUUUCGGAGAAUUUCAGUGUUUCAUUACAUCCAAAAUGUGUAUAAUAUAAAUAAAGAUGCUAAAUACGUUGGUUUUUAUGACUUUGGUAGUCCAACUGUACUAAUACGUGAUCCAGAACUAAUUAAAUCAAUUGCUAUAAAAAAUUUUGAUCAUUUUGUUAAUCAUCGUUCUUUUGUUAAUCCCGAAGUAGAGCCACUUUUUGGUAACAAUCUUUUUUCAUUACACGAUGAUAGGUGGCGAGAAAUAAGAAAUCUUCUUACUCCUGCCUUUACAUCAAGUAAAAUGAAAGGAAUGUUUAAAUUAAUGUCAAAUUGUGCUGAAAAUUUUGUUGACUACCUUGUGAAAGAUUCAAAAGAAAAACCACUUGAAAUAUUUUCGAAAGAUGCAUUUUGUCGUUAUACAAAUGAUGUUAUAGCAACUUGUGCAUUUGGAAUAUCAAUAAAUUCAAUGAAAGAUAAAAAUAAUGAUUUUUAUGUACUUGGUAGAAAGGCUACAAACUUUGAAGGAUUCCAGUCGGUAAAAUUUUUCUUUGUUCGGAGUUUUCCAAAUUUCUCAAGAUUUUUCAAGAUAAGAAUAAUUGAUAGUAGAGUAGAUGGAUUUUUCCAAAAACUUGUAGAAGAUACAAUACGUACAAGAGAUGAAAAAGGAAUAACAAGACCAGACAUGAUUCAAUUGAUGAUGGAGACACGAGCCAAUAAGUCGGGACCAACACUUUCGAUAACAGAUAUGACAUCACAAGCAUUCAUCUUCUUUUUUGGGGGCUUCGAUACGACAUCGAGCCUCAUGUCAUUCGUUGUUCACGAAGUCGCUGCUAAUCCUGAGAUUCAAACAAAGCUUCAAAACGAAAUUGAUGAAAUGUUAGAAAGAACAAAUGGGGAUGUAACAUAUGAAGCUGUAAAUAGACUUGCAUAUCUUGACGCAGUCAUUAACGAAACACUUAGAUACUAUCCGAUUGCUGGAUUUCUUGACAGAGUUUGUUCGAAAAGUUUUGAAUUACCUCCAACAUUGCCAGGAGCAAAACCACACCGUCUUGAACCUGGUGAUUUUCUAUGGUUUCCAGUCUUUGCCAUUCAAAGAGAUCCAGUAUAUUUUGAUGAACCUGAAAAAUUUUAUCCAGAUAGAUUUAUUGAAGACCCAAAAGGCACUCUGAAUUCUCCAGCAUACAUGCCAUUUGGUUUAGGUCCGAGAAUGUGUAUUGGCAAUCGAUUUGCAUUAUUAGAAACUAAAGUACUAUUAGUGCAUCUUGUUGCUAAAUGUCAACUCAAACCAGGUAAAAAAAUGAUUUUGCCACUUGAAAUUAGCAAGAGUAGUUUAGCAAUGACAGCUAAAGGAGGUUUUUGGUUGGAAAUUCAACCGAGAAAUAAAUAACUACAAUAAGCAACUAUAAUUAUUAUAAAUAAUAAUGAAUAAUAUUAAUAAUGGAUAAUAUACAUAUGUAUAUUACAGCUGAACUAUAAUUUGUGUAUCAGAUAUAAUAAUUUUCUUGCAAUAUUGGAUAAAAGUGUUUUAUUAAUAAAUAUGUACUAAUAAAAAAUAAAAUAACUGCAAAAUUAGUUUCAUUACAAUUGGCGCUGACCUCGAAUACUUGACGCUGUUUUUUUUCUUUUUAUGAUAUGUUAUUAUACUAAUUUUAUUAUUAAUUUAAACUAGUUUAAACAAUUGCGUAGCAAGUUUUUUUGGAUUUAAAUUAUUGAUGUCGAUAAAGUAAAUUUCUUUUGUCCAUCUAUUGUCGAUUUUAUGAAACAGAUUGUGUCUUUGGAUGUGUGUGUGCGCGUAUGUAUAUAAAUAAAACAUGGAGGUGAAUAUACACCUCCAUGAAAUAAAAAAAUAAAUAAAUAAAAAAAUCAUAACCAAACUCUUUAUUCACUAAAAAAU
Messenger RNA from Aphidius gifuensis, 2374 nucleotides. Its product is annotated as cytochrome P450 9e2-like. Bases 350 to 1867 code for a protein of 505 amino acids. Lineage: Eukaryota; Metazoa; Arthropoda; Insecta; Hymenoptera; Braconidae. Gene Ontology annotation, molecular function: oxidoreductase activity, acting on paired donors, with incorporation or reduction of molecular oxygen; monooxygenase activity; iron ion binding. The transcript has 3 exons. The record is from RefSeq and is a predicted model, not a curated record.